Messenger RNA from Gastrolobium bilobum, 1794 nucleotides. Its product is annotated as protein NUCLEAR FUSION DEFECTIVE 4-like. The transcript has a single exon. Gene Ontology annotation, cellular component: membrane. Bases 1 to 1794 code for a protein of 597 amino acids. Lineage: Eukaryota; Viridiplantae; Streptophyta; Magnoliopsida; Fabales; Fabaceae. The record is from RefSeq and is a predicted model, not a curated record.
AUGGCAGGUUCAGGCUCCGUAGGUGUUCAUGGCUGGGGAGACAUGAAGAGUCUCACCAUCCAAGUCAUCACCGGUCGGUGGUUCGUGGUGUUUGCCUCCUUUCUAAUCAUGUCAGGUGCAGGAGCCACCUACAUGUUCGGCCUUUACUCCAGUGACAUAAAAAAAACUCUUGGCUAUGACCAAACCACUAUCAAUCUCCUUAGUUUUUUCAAGGACGUAGGCACCAAUGUUGGGCUCCUCUCAGGCCUAAUCAACGAGUUCAUGCCACCCUGGGUAGUGCUAGCCAUCGGUGCUGUACUCAAUUUUUUUGGCUACUUCAUGAUAUGGCUAUCAGUGACUCAAAAAAUAGCGAGACCUCAAGUGUGGCAGAUGUGUCUCUAUAUCUUCAUAGGUGCUAACUCCCAGUCUUUUGCAAACACUGGCUCUCUCGUCACUUGUGUUAAGAACUUCCCUGAAAGCCGUGGUGUUGUGUUAGGCAUCCUCAAAGGCUAUCUGGGUCUUAGUGGUGCAAUCAUCACUCAAUUAUACUCUGCUAUUUACUAUCAUGACACGAAGGCUUUGAUUUUGCUCAUAGGUUGGCUUCCAGCUGCUAUAUCCUUUGUUUUCCUUCGAACCAUUCGAUACAUGAAGCCAAUUAGACAGCCUAACGAGCUCAAGGUUUUCUACAAAUUCUUGUAUAUUUCGCUUGGCCUUGCUGGGUUUCUACUUGUCAUGAUCAUAAUACAGCAAAGGGUCAACUUUAAACAGAGUGAGUAUGGUGUAAGUACUGCUGUGGUGCUUUUAUUGCUCUUCCUUCCAGUUGCUGUUAUCUUUAUAGAAGAAUAUAAGAUCCAGCAGAGUAAAAGGCUUGCAUUGGUUGAUCCCUCGCCGGUAAAAGUAGUAACCGAGGGUGCAAAGGUCAAUCCAAAUGAGUCUACUAAUGGUCAAAGUAAAACUGUUUCCCACGAAACCCAAGACACUAGGUGGUGGCAAAAUGUGUUUAGUCCACCAGACAGAGGUGAGGACUAUACCAUACUUCAAGUCCUGUUCAGCAUCGACAUGUUAAUACUAUUCGUGGCUAGCAUUUGUGGGAUUGGGGGCACUUUGACUGCAGUUGACAAUCUUGGUCAGAUAGGAGCCUCCCUUAGAUACCCAAAGAAAAGCAUAAGCACUUUUGUGUCACUAGUGAGUAUUUGGAAUUAUCUGGGACGAGUUUUUGCUGGAUUUGCUUCUGAACAUAUUCUAACAAAGUACAAAUUCCCUCGUCCUCUUGUGCUUAGUUUGACUAUGUUCUUGGCUUGUAUUGGUCACCUUCUGAUAGCUUUUGAUGUGCCAAAUGGUCUCUACGUGGCUUCGGUAAUUAUUGGGUUCUCUUUUGGUGCACAGUGGCCUUUACUUUUUGCCAUUAUAUCCGAGCUUUUUGGACUUAAAUACUAUGCAACUUUGUUCAACUUUGGAAGCGCAGCAAGUCCAAUUGGGUUAUAUGUGCUUAAUGUGAGGAUCACUGGGCCUUUUUAUGACAAAGAAGCUAAGAAGCAGUUGGCAGCAUUGGGAUUACAAAGAAAGCCAGGGCAGGAAUUGAAUUGUGUUGGGGUCGAUUGCUUCAAGUUAUCCUUCAUUAUUAUCACAGCUGCAACUUUCAUCGGUGCCGUUAUUUCACUCUUUUUGGUGGCUAGGACUAGAAAGUUUUACAGAGGUGACAUAUACAAGAAGUUCCGGGGAGAGGCGUCGGCGGAACAAGCUGAAGUGACUGGGGCGGAGAACGGUGGCAGGGAAUUAGGACAAAUGGGAAAGGAUGAUGUAGAUCAUAAUUAA